UGAAUCAGCCGAAUCGUAGAUGUUCUCAUGGCAGACUUCUCUCCUCUGCGACCGAAAAGCAUUCAAUUUGGCGCAGCCGAGCAGAAGCGAUGCAUUCUCCCAGCAGGUAGCCAGUCUCGUGGUGCCGCAGGAUAUCCUACUGCAGAUGUUCCAUCUUCGUCCAAGGAGUCCAAGUCAAGCAGAUCUGCCGAACCUUUUGAGCUGCCAGAGAAUGUUGCGCACCGCCCAAGUGUCCUGCGGCAGAAUGGGGUGAGCAAUGAGGCCAAGAAAGGAACUACUGGAACACUGCGGGGAAGGAAGCGAAGGGCCGGUCUUACAGGUGAUGCAGAAUGCCAAGCAAAACCAAAGGCGAAGCGUUUGUGUUUGCGGCUCACUGGGCCAGAAAAAGCUGCGGCGCGGAGAAGAAGGCAGCAACUUGCGAAGAAAGCUGUUUGCAGACGGGUGGCCCUGUGGCGCUCCAGGAUGGUUGACGGCGAACAGCAAGUGAUUUACGUGAGCCUCAGUGGAGAUGUGUUGAAGAAAGGUGGCAGGGCAUUCAGAGUUGCCACUGCAGAUCAGAAAUACCUCAAGGUUCAUGGUGUUUUGAACCGACCAGCAAACUCCUCGAUUGAAGCGCCGGAGGAAAUUGAGCCAUAUGCGACUCGACGUGGAGACAAUCCACUGGAGCUUUCUUUUUGGUGCAUACCAGAGUCAGUGGAGGCCUGCUACCGUGAUGCUGGCAUUCGACGAUUGCACCAGUGGCAAGCUGAUUGCUUGAGCUGUCCAGAGGUGUUGUCCGGAAAAUCCUUGGUCUAUGUGGCGCCUACAAGUGCUGGAAAAUCCUUGGUUUCUGAGGUUCUGAUGCUGCGACAGCUUUUGUUCCGAGGGCGACGUGCUCUAGUUAUUCUGCCCUAUGUGUCGAUAUGCGAAGAGAGGCUCUCGCAGCUUCGUGCGACACACGGAGCCUGUGGUCUGCGCGUGGAAGGUUUGUAUUCCUCAUCAGAUGGGAAGUGGCAUACCGGAGCAGAUGUUGCAGUUUGCACAAUCGAGAAAGGCAGCACUCUCUUGAACCGCUUGCUGGAGGAUGACGCACUUCUUCGAGAUGUCGGGGUUGUUGUCGUUGAUGAGAUGCACUUGCUUGGCGAGGAGCACCGUGGCUACUUGCUAGAGUUGAUUUUGAUCAAGUCGAGAUUGAGUGCCAUGUCAAGCGCACCCACGUCGCAAGGCGGAGGUCUGCAGAUUAUCGGCCUCUCUGCAACCAUUCCCAACGUGCAACUCCUUGCGGACUGGCUUGAUGCCCAGCUCUACAUUUGCCACGAUCGACCUAUACCUCUUACGAUGUCAGUUGCGCCCAAGCAGGCCACAUCAAGUAUCCCAAGAGAUCCAGAUGGCCUAGUUCCUUUGGUUCAGGAGUGCGUUUGCACUGGUCAGUCCGUGCUAAUCUUUUGCGCUACAAAGGAUUGGUGUGAGAACGCUGCAGCACUCUUGGCGGAUGAGCUUCCAAAACUGUCAUGCGGAGGCACUCCCUUGCCAGGAACAAGCGAGGAAAACCAGACCAACAGGGCGCGGUUACUAGAAGAACUCAAGCAAGCGCCGGCGGGGCUUUGCCAAAUACUGGCUAAAACAGUGCCCAGCGGAGUGGCCUACCAUCAUGCAGGCCUCACCGUUGAGGAACGGCGGCUUCUUGAAGAGGCAUAUAGAAAGGGUGUGCUUUGCUGCCUGUGUGCAACUUCUACUCUCGCUGCAGGAGUGAAUCUUCCAGCCCGCCGAGUUAUCAUCCGCUCAUUGAAGGUUGGAAGUGAAGGUCUGGAUGCUGUUCGAUUUCGACAAAUGGCUGGGCGUGCUGGUCGUGUAGGCCUUGAUACCAAGGGUGAGUGCAUUGUCAUGACGAGAUCGGCAAAAGACAGGGAAGAGGCUCAUAGUCUUCUUGGUGCACAGUUGCAGCGACUGAAGUCCUCCUUGACAGGCCAGCGCCUGGUCAGAGCUGUGCUUGAAGUCGUGUCGUUGGGCUUGAUCCGUACAGUGGAGGAUCUCGAGGGACGAUUUGCAAGGAGUCUUCUGCGCUUUCAUGAAGAGAAGCCCAGUGAAGCCCAUGCACUGCUCUGUGGUAUGGCUGAGGUUCCUGCCCCACUUCUCAAUGAUAUACGAGAAGCCUUGUCCUACCUGAAGGCACAGAAACUGGUGAGAGGUGAUGAAGUUAGCGACAGCGACCGAACGGCCUUUGGCUCAUUUGGCUCACCUGUUGCAGGUUCCAGUCCUUGUCAGAGAAACCCUGCAAUGCUGAUGGCAACACCCCUUGGUGAUGGCGUUGUUCAUUCUGCUCUCCGUCCUGCCGAGGCCCUUAGUGUGUUUGAAGAUUUGCAACGCGCACGACAAGGCUUGUGUUUGGACUCUGAUUUGCAUCUCAUUUUCCUUGUGACACCAGCAACCAGCAUUGAGCCUGACUGGUCGCGGUACAUCUCUUACUAUGAGAAGCUCCAGCAGCGGGACAGAGCGGUAGCAAAUGCUGUUGGUGUCUCGCCUGACUUCCUUCUCAAGCAGUCAAUGGGGCACCGCGGGCCGCUGUCUUCCAGCAAUGAUUGGCGACAGGAUCGCGAGCGAGUAACGGCCUUGCAUCGACGCUUUUGGGCUGCCUUGGCUCUCCGGGAGUUGACAAUGGAGACAUCUGCCAGUCGGGUGGCAUCAGCCUUCGCUGCUUCCAGAGGAUCACUGCAGUCCCUGCAGAGUUUGGCCGCAACCUACUGUGGCAUGGUGAGACAACUGUGCGAGCGCUUGCGCUGGCAUGAAAUGGCUGCGCUUUUCGAUUGUUUGAUGCCUCGCUUGAACUUUGGCGUUUCAGCAGAGGCUUUGCCACUAUGUCGUAUUCCAGCAGUUUACCCUAGCCGAGCAAGAGCUCUGUUUCAGGCUGGCCUAUCCUCGGUGGAAGAGGUUGCAAAGUCAUCAGUCAUCACAAUCGAAGCUGCUUUGCGAAAGCUUUCUCAAUUCGAGUCAUGUCGUACUGAUGCAGAACUUGCGCAGCAUCAAGAGGCAGUCACUCGUCAGGCAGCUGUGAAAAUUCUUCAUGGUGCGCAGCAGUGCCUGAAUGAUGAUUUGCAGCAGUUGGAGGACGAAGCAGAAGAUGAACAUGCACGCAUUCAAAGAACAGCAUGACGAGUGCAAACAUGUCACAAGGCGAUGACAAUCUAGAAGGCGUGGGCCGUGUUGGGCCAUGCUUGGCCGCGUUGGUGAUGCCCACAACAGACGACACGUGCGUUUGUGGCAGUCACAUUGUUGGCCUUCUCGAGCCCAAAGCAUGCUGCUGCUAGAACGACGCUGCUCCACAAUGCAGAGGAGCUCAACAGGCAUUCUGACGUUCGAUCCGAGCCGUUCGAUCUGAGCCUGGCAUGGCUUUUGCAUUUCGGGUGUACUUCUACCAUCUUCUUCGAGCGAACACAUUCGCAUUAUUUCGGAUUUGUAUCAUUUCUCUUCCAGAUCUCCAAGAUCUGGGGAAAUACCUGAAAGAUCCUGAAAGGAUUUUCUGCAGAUAACAUGUACAGUGCAUCGGUCUGGACCUCAUAAAUUCGUUUCAUUCGGUCUUUGCCAAUUUGGUGAACGUAGCUGGUAUCCAAUUAAGCAGAAAUGCGGUAAUUAAAGCAGAGAAAUGCUUCUAGGGCGAAAAA
This is a messenger RNA of Cladocopium goreaui, 3638 nucleotides long. The record is from the annotation of a GenBank genome assembly. NCBI's taxonomy places the organism in Eukaryota, Dinophyceae, Suessiales, Symbiodiniaceae.